CUAGGUGCCUAUUAGAGUUAGUAAAUAGGUAUAAAGAUGCUUAUCCCCUGGCCGCAGAAGCCUUGUUAUAUAACACAUAUGUUGACGAUGUCAACCUGGUAGCCAAUGAUAUGAACCAAAACUAUUAUAAUGGUUGCCCCUAGACAUGAUGUUUGUGACAAUUACACAAAAAGAGGUUUAUUAUCAUUUGUCAGCAGACUUUUUGACCCUUUAGGCUUGGUCGGGCCGGCCAUAGUUAAUGCAAAGCUGCUCUUACAGCAGACAUGGUUGGAAAAAUUAGAUUGGAACUCUCCGUUGCCUGACCACCUCAAUGAUGGGAUGAAAAGGUUUGCGGCAAGUCUGAAUGAAAUGAAAAGUAUCAUAAUUAAAAGAAAUUUAGACACCUCAAAAGCUAAAGCUAUCGAUAUAAUUGGUUAUGCUGAUGCUAGCGCAAAGGCUCAUGGAUGUUGUUUAUAUCUCAGAAUUGUGAAUAUGGAUGAUAGUAUUAAUGUUGGCCUAUUGUGCUCUAAAUCCAGAGUGAAUUCCAUAAAGCAAUUAAGUAUUCCUAGGGCGGAGCUUAACGCUGCUUUGUUGCUAGCCAAAUUAGCCAAAAAGGUCUAUGACCUCAUUAAGGAUAGAUUUCAAGUAAGGGUUUAUUUGUUCUUAGAUUCUCAAGUUGUGCUUUGUUGGCUCACGACUAGCCCAUUAAAACUCAAUGUAUAUGUUGCCAACAGAGUGAAAUAUAUACAGGAAUUGACACAGGAGUUCUCUUGGUAUUAUAUACCUACACAACAGAACCCAGCUGAUCUUUUGUCAAGGGGAGUUGAACCCCAUUUAUUGCAAGGCAACGACCUAUGGUUUUAUGGACCUGCAUCUUUAAAAACAGCUGAGUUUUUGCCUAAAAGUGGAUAUGAAAUGCCAAAGGACAUUCCUGAAUUAAAGGUGUCACAUGUAGUUCAAAAAAAUGAGCCGUUACCCCUUUUCACAGACUGUUCUAAUAUAGACAAAAUUAAACGGAUUGUGUCAUAUAUCUAUAGAUUUAUAAAUAACUGUAAGGUUAAAUUAGAAGACAGGCUGUCAGGUGGUUUAACGCCUGAGGAAUUAGAUUCUGCCUUAAAGGUAGUUCUCAGAUACGUGCAGAGGGAGCACUUCGCUCCAGAAAUGAGUGCUUUAGAUUCAAAGUUACCUAUCAAAUCAAAUCUUCAGUCGUUGAAUCCGUUUCUUGACAGCAUGCGCCUAAUGCGUGUAGGUGGACGGUUGCAACAUGCUGACAUACCUUAUGCUACCAAACAUCCCAUAAUAUUGCCGAAGGGCUGUAAAAUUGUCCACUAUUUAAUUGAAAAGGAGCAUAGGGUUCUGUUGCAUGCAGGAGCCGAGCUUGUCCUGUCAGAUUUAAAUUUAAGGUACCAUUUAAUUAAUGGAAUUAGAGAAGUUAAGUAUGUUAUAAAUAAGUGUAUAAUAUGUUUUAAGUUAAAAGCAAAGCAUGCCGAACAGUUGAUGGGUUCUCUACCUUAUGAUAGAAUAACCCCUUGUAGAGUCUUUGAAAAGACUGGAAUGGAUUUUGGUGGUCCUUACAAUAUCAAAAUGUUAAGAGUGAGAAAACCUGUCAUCCGGAAGGCAUAUAUUUUGCUAUUUGUAUGCUUUAUAACUAAAGCCCUGCAUAUUGAGUUAGUCUCAGAUUUGACAACUGAAUGCUUUUUAAGUGCUUUAAAGAGGUUUAUAGCACGUAGGAAUAAACCUAGCAUAAUAUAUUGUGAUAAUGCCAGUACUUACAAAGGGGCUCAAAAUAAAUUAAAUGAUUUGUAUAAAUUGCAAUCUGCCACGGAGCACAAGAACACUGUAGAGCUAUUUGCUGCCGAUCAAGGUAUUUCAUUUAAAUUUAUACCUAGUUAUUCUCCUGUGUUCGGUUCUUUGUGGGAGGCUGGAAUAAAAUCUGUGAAAUAUCACUUAAAACGGGUUGUGGGUGAAACCGUCCUAACAUAUGAAGAGUUAAACUCUGUAAUUGUCCAAAUUGAGGGAAUCCUUAACUCCCGGCCUAUGACGGCCUUGCCUGCAACCAAUGUCAAUGAAACCCCAUAUCUCAGCCCUGCCCAUUUUUUAACUGGUGCGCCUCUCACCACAUAUCCUGAAAAAGAUUGUACUAAGGAGCCUGUUAGUCUCACUAAGUUCUGGGAUCAAUGUAAUCGUAUGGUUCAGAAUUUUUGGAAACAGUGGUACAAACAAUACCUUGUACAGUUACAGAAUAGACCAAAAUGGCGCAAGGACUGUAAAAAUAUAGAAGUAGGUACUUUAGUCAUAGUUAAAGAUGACAAUGUUACACCCUUGAGGUGGCCCAUGGCCAGAGUAGUAGAGGUUUUCCCCGGAGUUGAUGGAAAGGUGAGAGCACUCUCCAUUAGGACACCUAAAGGGUCUGUCAUACGAACAAGUAUAUAAUUAUAAAGUUUGUGUUCUGCCAAUAGAUAUUUAAUUAUGGUUAAUUACCAUAGUCUUUUAAUUAUAAGAAAAACCUUUGCGGUUGGGAAUAUGUACAAGACGGUACAUAAUAAUUAUAUGUAAUGACAUCUGUCAAAGCGUUCAGUACAGAACUUACCGCAUACCUAGCACAGCGUGCUAGCGGUUGAACUUAAUAGAUUAAGCUUAUAAAAGUUGUAGUAGUUAGAAAAGUGGAAAUACAGUUCUUCAUUCAAUAAUAA
Messenger RNA from Leguminivora glycinivorella, 2672 nucleotides. RefSeq lists its product as uncharacterized. The record is from RefSeq and is a predicted model, not a curated record. The transcript is spliced from 2 exons. Bases 130 to 2412 code for a protein of 760 amino acids. Gene Ontology annotation, biological process: DNA integration. Lineage: Eukaryota; Metazoa; Arthropoda; Insecta; Lepidoptera; Tortricidae. Gene Ontology annotation, molecular function: nucleic acid binding.